Messenger RNA from Sinocyclocheilus grahami, 1135 nucleotides. Its product is annotated as coiled-coil domain-containing protein 136-like. Lineage: Eukaryota; Metazoa; Chordata; Actinopteri; Cypriniformes; Cyprinidae. Gene Ontology annotation, biological process: single fertilization; acrosome assembly. Gene Ontology annotation, cellular component: acrosomal membrane. The coding region runs from base 281 to 1135 and encodes 284 amino acids. The record is from RefSeq and is a predicted model, not a curated record. The transcript has 7 exons.
UGAAUGAAUGUUUCUCUCCUCACUCUCUGUGCUCUCGUCUGCUGUGGUUAUUAUGGACAUGCAGUCUUCAUAUCAGCAGCUUGCCUCCUAACGGACGUGAAAAAUAAGUAACAGGACGAGAGUGGUGUUGACUGGGCUUCUGAAACAGAGACGGGCCUACAUGCCUCGUAAUUUCAACAGACUCUUCAUCCUUCAGACAGACACAUCACAAACUGGACUUGGGGCUGUCCUUUUACAGACAAUACGAGGUGACAGAGUGAUCUGACAUAAGGAAAGCAUCAUGAGCACUGAAAAAGAGCGCAGCGUCCUGAAUGAUGCCGACGAGGAGAAGGAGGUGAAGGAUGAGAAGACUGCUGUGAAGGAGGAGCUGUCUGAGGAGCAGGAGCUGGAGGAGCUAAGGGCUCAGGUGCUGCAGCUCCUGCUUGAGUUGGAAGAAGCUCGAGACACGGCUCAGAAACACGAGGAGAGCUUUCUGGAGCUGCAAAGUCUUCUCGAGGAGGAACGUUUAGCUAGUGCUCAUCAGGCAGAGGCCUUCACAAGACAGAUCCAGCAUCUGCAAGCACAACUGCGUUCUGUUCAGGAGGAGAUGGACCGUCUGGAGGAGGAGAAGGAGAGCGAGCUUCUGGAAGCGCAGGAGGAGCUGCGGGCGGCGCAGGAGGAGGUACUGCUGCUACAGCAGGCGUCGGAGGAGGCCGCGGCUGAAAGAGAGAAUGACAUCGCCAGUCUGCAGGAGGAGCUCUGCCGCUUACGGGCGGACAUCUCUCGACUGGAGAACACGGGACAGGAGUACGAGCUGGAGAUCGUCACACUCCGAGCGGAAAUAGAGAUGAAGAGCCUGAGCCGUCUACAGCAGAGGAAGGAGGGUGAAGUGGGUCUGUUGAUGGAUGAAUGUAACAGUCUGAAGGAACAAUGCCAUGCUCUGCAAGAUGAAAACACAAGACUGAAUCACAGACUGCAGAUGCUGCAGAAGAGGAGUUCAGGCAGCUCCUGCAUCACUCUUAAAGAAGAACAGGACGAGACCGAAGAGGCAAAACACACACAGUGCGGCACAGAGACAGAAACGGGAAGCUCUUAUACGAGCUCCAACUGCAGGCUGGUGGAUGCUGGGAUGUCUUAUGCACACCCCUUCAAGUAA